CAUGAACACACCCUGACAACCCACGAAAGGGGCGACACCAUGUCGCCAAACCCAUUGCCGUCGUCCCUCAGCGCGGCGGCCGCGCCUCCUACGCACCUCAUCGUCGUCUGCUGCCACGGCAUCUGGCUCGGCGGGCCGUCGGCGGGCCACGACGAGGCCGAGUGGCUCCUCGCGCCGUUUCAGGCAGGCGAGACGCCCACCUUUGUGCGGCACAUCGAGGAGGGCGUGCGCGCGCACGCUGCCGACAGGGCCGACUCUGUGCUCGUGUUUUCGGGCGCCGCGACGCGUCCCGAGACGCAACUCUCCGAGGCGCAGAGCUACGCCAACGUCGCCGCGCAGAACCGCUACUUUGGCCAUCUCAUCCUGCCCGGGUCGGAGUCAGAGUCGUCACCCGCUCGCAUCCUGCUCGAGGAGCGCGCCCUCGACUCCUUCUCCAACGUGCUCUUCAGCCUGACCCUCUUCCGCGCGCGCGUCGGCGCCUGGCCCGCCGCGCUCACCGUCGUGGGCCACGCCUUCAAGCGCCCGCGCAUGGAGGCGCACGUCGCGGCCGUGGGCUUCCCCGCCGCGCGGACGCGCCACGUUGGUGUCGAUCCUCCGGCCAUUGGGCGCGUCCUUGUUGCUGCUGCUGCUGCUGCUGCUGCCGUCGCGACUGCUGCUACCGCUGGCAGAGACGCCGGUGGGGGAGCGGAGGGUGAGGAUGGGGAGGGGGAGGACGAGAAGGGGGAGGACCCCCGCCACCACCCCGUGGUGCGCGGGAUACGCAACGCGGAGAGGGAGUGGCGCGACGAUCCGCACGGCAGGGGCGAGAGCCUCGCGGGCAAGAGGAGGGGGAGGAACGUGUGGGCGGCGUGGCAGGGGGUGUUUGAGCGCGACGUCACGGACAGAGGUGGGCUGGAGACGGUGGGUGAAGGGGAGGAGGAGAGGCUCGUCGACGAGGCGAGGAGGCCGUGGCUGUGA
Messenger RNA from Purpureocillium takamizusanense, 957 nucleotides. RefSeq lists its product as uncharacterized. Gene Ontology annotation, cellular component: cytoplasm. The transcript has 2 exons. Bases 40 to 957 code for a protein of 305 amino acids. NCBI's taxonomy places the organism in Eukaryota, Fungi, Ascomycota, Sordariomycetes, Hypocreales, Ophiocordycipitaceae. The record is from RefSeq and is a predicted model, not a curated record.